UUUACCUUACAUUAGAUCAGUUUAAAGAUAGCAUGAAAGCUGUUUGGCUAUGCAAAUUCUUGUAUAUGAUCAUUUUAGUUUAAAUAUUAACAUCUUCAUUUCCUUUAUAUUUUACUCUAUUAGAUUUUGAUGGCAUCCACACCAAAACGCAGGAGGCGGAACAAGUCACCCUCGCAUCCUCCCACAGAAAUCCAACCUCAAAGCGGUCUUAUGUCUCUUGAGGACAGAGACACAAUGAUAAGGACGUGCAUGGCCUCUAUCAUCCCAACCAUUGAAAAUACUUGUCGACGCUAUAUGGAUGAAUAUCCCCAUGGUGAGAGCAAUCCUUCAUUGUCAAUCCCCACGCAGACUGCAACUUCACAACAGCAAUCAGCCGACACUCAACAAGCCUCUUCGCAAGCAGUAACACCUGACCAUUCCCUACUGCAAGAAAUAACUUCUCAAGGUGAAAAAAUUCAAAGCCCGUUUUCCACAUAUGGACAACGAGCCAACUCCAGUUCCUCCAGCAUUUGUGCGGAAUUGACUGAAACAGCAAUUUUUUUAGUCCGCAACUCUCUGUCUGAAUCAACAUUAUCAGCUUACAAAUCAGCUUAUUUAACCUACAACUGUUUUAAUGAACAAUCCUUUCAACAUAACGCAUCUCCUCUACCACCCUGUCACUUAGUUUUAUUUUCCAACUUGGUAACUACACGGAUAUUACACAACAUUUCACCAUUCGUAAAAUGCUUCAGGGAUUCCGGAAAUCAAAACCAUCAUCUGACUCACGGCUACCUAUAACACCAACAAUUUUGAAGAAAAUAAUUCAUGCUUUGGAGUUUAGUACCACAUCAGCUUUUACUAAAUCCCUCCUCCGGGCCAUGUUUACCUUAGCAUUUUGUGUUUUUUACGAGUAGGAGAGCUUACCAAAACAAAUGCUCCAACCCAGCAUUUCCUUCUUUUUUGAUAUAUCACGUUAGGAUCUAAUAGUCCAUGCAAUAGGUAUAUACUAGUAGAUAUAAAUAUACCUCACUUUAGGCAUUCUAAAGCAAACACAACUACUCUACGCCUGCAGCAAAAUACGACGGAUCCUUUAGUUUGCCCAUGCCAAGCACUUCUACAUUUCCUAAAUCUUAGGAAACAUUCCUCACCAUCAGAGCCGUUAUUUUUCUUCAUGGAUGGUUCGCCCAUCUCGCGUCAAUACUUCACACAGCAACUGCGUUCUGCUUUAGCUUUUUGUAAUUUGGACUUGCAUCUUUACAAAGCUCAUAGCUUCCGCAUUUAGGCUGCUACUACAGCUGCCUCUCAGGGGUUUUCGGAAUUACAAAUUCAGAGCAUGGGUAGAUUGAACUCUGGUGCUUUUGAAAAGUACAUUAGAAUCCCAACACUUAAGUUUUAAUUGACAUUCGUUUGAGUUUUGACAUUUUUUAAUGGACAGUGAAGAUCCUUUUUUUCUAGCAACCAUUAGACAGGGGCUACUGGUUGUGUUUUGAAUAUCUGUGCCAUUAUCUUACUUUGAGUCAGGGGCUCAAACAGUCAAUUUGCUUGUACAUGUUUUGUCUUUUGUAAUAAUAGUCUUUAUGUUGUAACCUUUUUUAGUUUAUAGUUAAUAUUAACCAUA
Molecule: messenger RNA, 1597 nt
Organism: Magallana angulata
Lineage: Eukaryota; Metazoa; Mollusca; Bivalvia; Ostreida; Ostreidae
Exons: 2
Coding region: 130-777 (215 amino acids)
Source: RefSeq, a predicted model, not a curated record